AUGAUGAAGAAACAAUUGACAGGUAUACGGGGUGAUUCUCCCCUACAAUCUGCAAUCCGAGCUGGAAAUUUAGAAUUGGUUCUGGAAAUCACCUCUCAGAGUCCAGAGGGAGAAUUAAAGGAGCUGCUUUCAAUGAAAAACAACUCGUGUGAAACUGCCUUAUAUGUUGCUGCUGAAAAUGGUCAUCUUGAUAUAGUGAAGGAAUUGAUUAGAUACCAUGAUAUUGGGUUGGCCGGCUUCAAAGCUCGAAAUGGAUUCGAUGCAUUCCACAUCGCUGCUAAGAGUGGACAUUUGGAGAUAUUGAAGGUCCUCAUGGAGUUCUUUCCUGAAAUUUCAAUGACUGUUGAUAUGUCAAACACUACUGCGUUGCAUACUGCUGUAGCACAAGGACAUAGUGAGGUAGUAAAUUUUCUUCUGGAAAAUGGUAGCAGCUUGGUAACUAUUGCGAAAAGCAAUGGGAAAACUGUUCUGCAUUCUGCUGCAAGAAGUGGCCACGUAGAGAUAGUCAAGACCCUUUUAAAGAAAGAACCUGAAAUUGCAGUGAGAAUUGAUAAGAAGGGCCAGACAGCACUCCAUAUGGCAGUUAAAGGACAGAAUCUUGAAUUGGUGGGCGAGCUUGUGAAACUGAACCCAUCUUUGGCUAAUAUGGUGGAUGCCAAGGGAAACACUGCACUGCAUAUAGCAACCCGGAAGGGUCGUCUACAGGUUGUUCAGAAGCUACUAGAUUGCAGAGAAAUAGACACAGAUGUUAUUAACAAAUCUGGAGAAACUCCUUUAGAUACUGCAGAGAAAAAUGGUCGCUUGGAAAUAUCCAACUUUCUGCAACACGGUGGAGCUCAAAGUGCAAAGUCCAUCAAGUCACCUACUACAAACACAGCCCUUGAGAUCAAACGAACAGUGAGUGACAUAAAAAGUGGAGUUCAUAACCAGCUGGAACACACUUUUAAAACACAAAGGCGCAUGCAAGGUAUAGCGAAGCGAAUUAACAGAAUGCACACUGAGGGACUUAACAAUGCUAUCAACUCCAACAUUGUUGUUGCUAUCCUAAUUGCGGCAGUUGCUUUUGCUGCCAUAUAUAAUGUCCCAGGCCAGUAUCCUGAGCAACAAGAUAAACUCUCUCCUUGGAUGUCUCCUGGGGAAGCAUAUAUUGCUCCCCAUAUUGGAUUCAAGAUAUUCAUAAUCUUUGAUUCUACUGCCCUCUUCAUAUCAUUGGCUGUUGUGAUAGUCCAAACAUCAGUGGUUGUAAUUGAGAGGAAAGCAAAGAGACAAAUGAUGGCAGUUAUAAAUAAGUUGAUGUGGGUAGCCUGUGUGCUAAUUUCUGUGGCGUUUAUUGCAAUGUCAUUCAUAAUUGUUGGAGAUCAUAAAGAGUUAGCAAUAGCAGCCACAGCUCUAGGGACAGUGAUUAUGGCAGCUACUUUAGGAACACUCUGUUAUUGGGUGAUUGCUCACCGCCUUGAGGCCUCAAGAUUGCGAAGUCUUAGGACAACAAUGAGCAGUAGGCAGUCAAUUUCUAUGUCAGUAAUGUCAGGAUCGGAGAAUGAGUACAAGACAGUGUACGCCAUAUAA
This is a messenger RNA of Sphenostylis stenocarpa, 1566 nucleotides long. The record is from the annotation of a GenBank genome assembly. NCBI's taxonomy places the organism in Eukaryota, Viridiplantae, Streptophyta, Magnoliopsida, Fabales, Fabaceae.